Molecule: messenger RNA, 4180 nt
Organism: Micropterus salmoides (largemouth bass)
Lineage: Eukaryota; Metazoa; Chordata; Actinopteri; Centrarchiformes; Centrarchidae
Gene: arhgap10
Product: Rho GTPase activating protein 10
Exons: 24
Coding region: 411-2807 (798 amino acids)
Biological process (GO): signal transduction
Cellular component (GO): cytoplasm
Molecular function (GO): protein binding; GTPase activator activity
Source: RefSeq, a predicted model, not a curated record
GUAGAGUUUCUCAAUCUGUCACUUCGCUGGGUGGAGUGUUGUUUGAUGGAGGAAGGAAAAAUCGGAUACAGGAACUCCAUGACUUUCUGACAACUCCUGUGAACUGACUUCCGAUGAAUACUUCACCCGAUAGCGUGUUGUUAUCUUUUCACCGUUAUACCUGUUAGCUACUCUUUGCGUUAUCUUACAACUGUGGAACAACAUCCGAGCGCCUGUGUCAGAAGUUAACAUGCUAACCACCGCUAGCUGCUGCUACUUGACGUAGCUAUGGUUCAUCUGCUAGAAACUGCCAGCGAAAAGAGCGGUAGUUUGAGUGUCACGACUAUUUUUUUUUUUUUUUAGCGACAAAGUGAGCGGCUUUUUGACCGAUUUUGCCUUCUAGAAAACGAAGCUAUCAAACUGUCACAGAAAUGGGACUACACCCGCUGGAGUUUAGUGAGUGCUAUCUGGACAGCCCCGGCUUCAGGGAGAAAAUAAAGGCACACGAAGCAGAGCUGGACAAGACUAACAGAUUUAUCAAAGAACUGUACAAAGAUGGGAAGAACCUCAUCAAUGCAACAAAGCAGCUUGGGAUGGCGCAGCGAAAGUUUGCUCAGUGCCUGGGGGAGUUUCAGUUUGAGUACAUCGGCGACGCAAAGACAGAUGAUGAGAAAUGUAUUGAUGAGUCUUUGCAAGAGUUCUCCUCAUUCCUCAAGAACCUAGAAGACCAAAGAGAGCUGAUGAUGAGAAACAUCACAGAAACCUUAAUGAAACCCCUGGAGAAGUUCAGGAAAGAUCAUCUUGGUACAGUAAGGGCGGAAAGAAAGAGGUAUGAGAAAGAAACGGAGAAGUACUACAGCUCUCUGGAAAAGCUUCUGAAUAUGUCGGCAAAAAAGAAAGAGCCACAACUAAACGAGGCAGACAGCCAGGUGGAAACCAUGAGGCAACAUUUUCAGGAGGAGUCCCUGGACUAUGUGUGCAAACUGCAGGAGAUCCAAGAGAGAAAGAAGUUUGAGUGUGUGGAGCCGAUGCUGGCCUUCUUUCAGACGGUCUUCACCUUUUAUCACCAAGGCUUUGAGCUCGCCAAGGACUUUGACCAUUAUAAAAAAGCACUACAGAUCAAUAUUCAGAAUACAAGGGGUCGAUUUGAGGGUGCGCGAUCAGAGGUGUACGAGCUGAUGAAAAGGAUCAGGGAGACUCCUCAAGAAUACAGACAGACGAGCCCUAUCAGUUGUGAAGGCUACCUCUAUGUACAGGAAAAACGGCCACCCCCUUUUGGUUCAAGUUGGGUCAAACGGUACUGCACUUUUGUCAAAGAGCAGAAGAUCCUGCACAUGGUGACAUUUGACCACAGAUCUGGUGGGAAGAUUGGUGAGAGAGAGUCUGUCACACUCAAAUCCUGUGUCCGCAAAACGACAGACGUGUUGGACAGGAGGUUCUGCUUAGAACUCGACAUAACAGAUCGGCCAGGGACAGUGCUAACUGUACAGGCUCUGUCAGAGGAUGACCACAAGUUCUGGAUGCAGGCCAUGGGUGGGAAGGAACCUAUCGGACACUAUCUUGGGAGAACUCUUUCUAAAGAAAGAGGAAUUGAUGCUCAGCUGGAUGAUAUGGGUUUGAGUUUUGUGAAGAACUCCAUCAGCGCCAUAGAGACGAGAGGUAUUAAUGACCAAGGCCUGUACAGAGUUGUUGGCGUAAGCUCCAAGGUCCAGAAGCUCCUCUCAUUAAUGAUUGAUGAGAAGAGCAAUGAUGUGGAUCUGUCUACUAGCGAGGACUGGGAUGUGAAGACAAUAACGAGUGCACUGAAGCUUUAUCUGAGGAGCCUUCCUGAGCCGUUGAUGACCUAUGGACUUUACAAAGAGUUUAUUAGCCCUGCAAAGGGCGGUAGUCCAGAGGCUCGCAUCCAAGCCAUCCACUGCCUGGUCCACAAACUACCGGAGAGGAAUCGACAAGUCCUCGGGCUGCUUAUGAAGCAUCUGGCCAAUGUGGCGGCUCACAGUCAACAGAAUCUGAUGACCGUGGCCAACCUGGGUGUGGUGUUUGGCCCCACAUUAAUGCGACCACAGGAGGAGACUGUCGCUGCCAUCAUGGAUCUUAAGUUCCAGAACAUUGUGGUGGAGAUCCUCAUUGAACAACAUGAAAAGAUCUUUGCAGAUGCUCCCGAGUCAUGCCCUCUUUCACCUGCUGCCCCAGUAUUCUCUGCUACCACAAGGCCGUCCAAGAAGCUGAAUCGACAGAAUCGGCCCCUGGCUGUCUACAAUCCACAAGCCCUUGAUAUUCAGAAUGUGUCAGCAGUGGGCGAUAGUUCCAGCCUAGCUACAGAUGAGACAUCAAUGGGCAGCAAUGAGUCUGUAUCAUCCCAGUCAUCUUCAGCGUCGGCCUCAGAGACAUCUACAGAGAGGAGCGACCAUGCCCCACUUAACACCACGCUCUGUUCAGGCAGCAACUCCAAGGCCCCCAUAGCAGGAGCCUCAUGGUCCACUCCUGGAGCGCCAGGAGAGAGCCAACCUGCUGCCACCACGGCUUCUUCUGAAAAAGAAAAUCCAGGGGAGAGAAAGAAUAUGAAAUAUUUAUCAGGGCAUCGUGUGUUGAAGGCACAACUUCUACAUGGUAAUGUUGCUGGCAUUCGAGAUAACGGUUUGCAAUGUGUCACCAGCAGGAAAGCCAUGGCAGUGUACCCAUGUGAGGCUGAGCACGACUCAGAGCUCUCCUUCCAGGUCGGUGCAAUAUUCAACGCCGUGACCCUGUCGAGAGAGCCGGGCUGGCUGGAGGGCGAGCUGGAAGGAAAGAGGGGCCUCAUCCCUGAAAACUAUGUGGAGAUGCUGUAGCCCCAAAUGAAAAAAAUUUCCAACAGGAAAAAUAUGCAAAGAUGGAUGUGCCUCAACUCUGACAUUCACAGUAGAGCCUUGUUUAUCCAAAUCCCUGAAUUCUGUCAAGCAGGUGACAAUAUGUUUGAUGCAUGUGCAAGCAUGAAUUUACUUUGGUCAGAAAUCCACAUGACUUUCAGCGUUGUAAUGAGUUUGCACUUAUAUUCUGCUGUUCACAAAGAUGCUGUAGCUUCUAAACAUGCAGGUAGCUUUGUUAGCAGCAGCACCAGAGAACGAGCGCCUCUCGGUUAAAGGCCUCACUCUCUCCCCCAGUUAUACAUGGUAUCCAUGAGCUCCCAAGUCAAAGAACGGUCCUCAGAAGGUGUAGGGAUCAAGGAAGGUCAGAACUCAAAUCACUGUAGUCCAUUUUCGUUAAGAUGUCCUGCAGCUUUAGACCGUCUUGACAAUGACGCACAGCUGGUUUUCAGCUUUUAAAAGAUUAGAGACACUGUCCCGAUCAUGCCUUAACCUUCAGAACACCCAGUGUAAAUGUAUGUACGGGUAAUGUGAAAAUGAUUUGGCAAGUUACUGCUUUACCUUUUAAAAUGUUGCAUAUUUCAUCCAUUUUAAGAAUAUUUGGAUAUUCAAAAUAAGGCACAUGACUAUUGUAACUUUAUUUUAUUUAAUUGGCACAAUGAUUGCAUGACUUUUGAAUUUUAAAUACACUCUGUGCUGUUAUGUUGUUAAUGCACUCCACAGAAACGCAGUUAAACGCCUCUUUGAUGCAUGAUUGAACUUCUUGUGUUUAACACUAGCAUCAGACCAAGUCAGCAAGGUAACUUUAAAUAGUUAAUGAUUGAAACCAAGUGUUGUCCCUGUCAAAUUAUCUGUUCUGUUUGUUUUUGAAGUGUAUUUUUAACGCUGUUCAGUUUUCCUCUGAGCAGAGAAAUGAGACACUGCCACAAAGUUGAAAUUUUAGUUUAUCGUUAUUUUAACUUUCAACUUCAGUGGAAUAAGUGAUUAGAAAUCAAAGCUUUUUAUCAAUAAGACUAAAGAAUGCAGUAUUUCAAAGUUUUACAUCCAUUCAACGUAUAAUUAUUGAAAGAGCUAUGACUGCCAAGUAUGUUUUACAAGUCUCUGUUAAGUGAUGGACAGGUUUGAAGUUUUUGGUUUUAGCAUGUACACACAUGUCCUAUUACAAUUCAUCCCUCAGCUGUUCAACAAGACACUCUAAUUUGUCUGAGAGCUUUGGUCCAGCAGACUGUGUUUUCAAUUGCAAUAAUUUAAGACACUGAUUUAUGACGUUUGUAAAGGGCCUUGACUUCUUUCAUUUUUAUACCUUUGGGUAUCUUCUUGAUCAAUGUUAAACAAAUAAAGAUUUUUUUGCUCUUUAC